UAUAAACUUCCUUUAGCUGAACAGGGUUGAGAAGUCAAAUGUGCUUUCAACCACUGAAGACCACAUAAUUGGCUGGGUCGGCUAAGGUCUUUUGCAGCUUUUGGCCCGUCAGCUUCCACUGUUUGGGGGAGUUAUGCCAGGUGGGCAGCAACUCUAAUUAGUAAUCUGCCACCUUCCUUGUGGUGUUGGGGGGAAGCCAUGGAUUCUACCACCUCUGAGCUUCUAAAAGGAUCACCAGAGGCUGAAGAUGGAAACAUCGAAUAUAAACUGAAGCUGGUGAAUCCAUCCCAGUACCGCUUUGAGCACCUGGUGACACAGAUGAAGUGGCGGCUCCAGGAGGGCCGCGGUGAGGCAGUCUACCAGAUCGGGGUGGAGGACAAUGGGCUGCUGGUGGGGCUGGCUGAGGAGGAGAUGCGGGCCUCCCUCAAGACCCUGCAUCGGAUGGCAGAGAAGGUUGGGGCAGACAUCACUGUUCUCCGGGAGCGCGAAGUGGAUUAUGAUAGCGACAUGCCCCGAAAGAUCACUGAGGUGCUGGUCCGAAAGGUCCCUGACAACCAGCAGUUUCUGGACCUUCGUGUGGCUGUCCUGGGGAAUGUGGACUCGGGGAAGUCAACUCUGCUUGGCGUCCUGACCCAAGGAGAGCUGGACAAUGGCCGGGGCCGGGCUCGGCUCAACCUGUUCCGCCACCUGCAUGAGAUUCAGUCUGGCCGGACCUCCAGCAUCAGCUUCGAGAUCCUGGGCUUUAACAGCAAGGGAGAGGUGGUGAAUUACAGUGACUCACGGACGGCAGAAGAGAUCUGUGAGAGCAGCUCCAAGAUGAUCACCUUCAUCGACCUGGCCGGCCACCACAAGUACCUACACACCACCAUCUUUGGCCUCACCUCUUACUGCCCUGACUGUGCCCUGCUCCUCGUUAGUGCUAACACUGGGAUUGCCGGCACAACAAGGGAACAUCUGGGACUGGCCCUGGCCCUGAAAGUGCCCUUCUUCAUCGUGGUCAGCAAGGUGGACCUGUGCGCCAAGACCACAGUGGAGAGGACGGUACGCCAGCUAGAGCGGGUCCUGAAGCAGCCCGGCUGCCACAAAGUCCCCAUGCUGGUCAUCUCUGAGGAUGAUGCCGUCACCGCUGCCCAGCAGUUUGCCCAGUCACCCAACGUCACCCCUAUCUUCACCCUGUCCAGCGUGUCUGGAGAGAGCUUGGACCUGCUCAAAGUCUUCCUGAAUAUCCUGCCACCGCUCACCAACAGCAAAGAGCAGGAGGAACUCAUGCAGCAGCUGACAGAGUUUCAGGUGGAUGAAAUCUACACAGUACCAGAGGUGGGGACAGUUGUUGGAGGGACGCUUUCCAGUGGGAUUUGCCGUGAGGGCGACCAGCUGGUGGUGGGCCCCACGGACGAUGGCUGCUUCCUGGAGCUGAGAGUAUGCAGCAUCCAGCGCAACCGCUCUGCCUGCCGUGUACUGCGAGCUGGUCAGGCUGCUACACUGGCCCUCGGGGACUUUGACCGUGCACUCCUUCGAAAGGGCAUGGUGAUGGUGAGCCCCGAGAUGAACCCCACCAUCUGCUCAGUGUUCGAGGCAGAAAUAGUCCUACUGUUCCAUGCCACCACCUUCCGGCGAGGCUUCCAGGUGACAGUACACGUGGGCAACGUCCGCCAGACGGCAGUGGUGGAAAAGAUCCAUGCCAAGGACAAGCUGCGGACAGGGGAGAAGGCAGUGGUACGUUUCCGCUUCCUGAAACACCCAGAGUACCUGAAGGUGGGCGCCAAGCUGCUGUUCCGGGAGGGUGUCACCAAGGGCAUCGGCCAUGUCACAGAUGUGCAAGCCAUUGCAGCGGGAGAAGCCCAGGCCAACGUGGGCUUCUGAACUCCAAGCAGGCACAGCUCUAUUGCUGUCCCUACAAUAUAAGAUGCCUCUGGCCAUGCUGCCCCCUGUUGGCGGCUCUGUGUGUUAAUAGGCUAGGGAGAGGGAUGCUCCCUGCCACCAUGCUGGGAAGGUGCCAAGCUUGGUGUGGCCAGGGAGGGAAAGCCCUGAGGGAGAAGACAGGAGAAUUCAGGGCAGUGCUCAGCAGCUGUGUGUCCAUCUCGUUGGCUCAUCCACCCUGGAAGCCCCAUGACCUGUCUCCGGAGGGAGCUGACCGCUGCCACCUUGGCCCCACUGUCAGGACUGGGCAUGAUUCACCGGUGUGGUCCCUGCACUUCAGGAAUUGUCACAACUGGGAGUGGUCCUCGAAAACACUCCUUUUUCUAUACCUCUUCUGAAGACCAUGUAAGUUGCCCAUCUCUACCUGACUGUGGACAGAAGGCAUCUACUCAGGCUCCUGGCCAACUGGUGGCCUAGGGUCUGAAGAAAUGGCACAGGGACAGUGAAUGGCAAUGUUCCAUCCUGUGCUGAGACAUGCAGCCUGUUCCUCAGCUUUAUGGCUCUUCCCUUCUUCACUCAAGGGCCAUUUCCCCCGUUUCUCCUCUCAUAGGCCCCACAGGUGCUAUUUGUUGAGCUGGCCCAGGCGU
Myotis davidii is the source of this 2507-nucleotide messenger RNA. RefSeq names its product GTP binding protein 2 (gene GTPBP2). The transcript has 12 exons. Gene Ontology annotation, molecular function: GTP binding; GTPase activity; translation elongation factor activity. Gene Ontology annotation, biological process: translational elongation. The record is from RefSeq and is a predicted model, not a curated record. Bases 199 to 1863 code for a protein of 554 amino acids. Lineage: Eukaryota; Metazoa; Chordata; Mammalia; Chiroptera; Vespertilionidae.